CUUAUGCUGUAUAAAUACAGGACUGUGAGUGUGAGCUUAAGAGUGCAAAGAAGCUUGCGAACACUCUGAGCAACAUUUCAGACUUUUCAGACUUCAGGAGGAAGAUCUGCCAUGGCCAACCGCAAGGGUUUGAUUAUUGAUGUGAAUUUAAGAAGUCAUGAAAACAACUUGGCUCACCGCACCCGGGAGAUUGAUCGGGAGCGCCUGAUUGUCCGCAGAGGUCAACCCUUCUCCAUAACUUUGCAUUGCUCUGACUCUCUGCCCCCUAAACACCACCUGGAACUGGUUCUGCAUCUUGGUAAGAGAGACGAUUUGGUGAUCAAGGUUCAGAAGGAGCGUGGGGCCGGAGACAAGUGGUGGUUUUACCAGCAAGGAUCACAGGAAGAGAUGCUGCUGACUCUGCACAGUCCAGCAGAUGCUGUCAUUGGUCAGUACCGUCUGGCUGUGCUGGUGAUGUCACCAGAUGGACGUAUUUUGGAGAAGACCGACAAAAUUAGGUUCCACCUGCUCUUUAACCCGUGGUGCAAAGAUGAUGUGGUGUACCUCCCUGAUGAGAGUCUGCUCCAGGAGUAUGUAAUCAAUGAAGAUGGGGUCAUUUACAUGGGCACCUGGGAUUACAUCAAAAGUAUUCCGUGGAAUUAUGGACAGUUUGAGGACCAUGUGAUGGACAUCUGUUUUGAAGUGUUGGACAACUCCAAUGAUGCCCUCAAAAACUCAAAGAUGGACACUGAGCACAGAUCUGACCCCAUCUAUGUCAGCAGGAUAAUCACUGCAAUGGUUAACUCUAAUGGUGACAGGGGUGUGUUGACUGGUUCCUGGGAUGAGCCGUACUCUGGCGGAGUUGCACCGUAUCGCUGGACCGGCAGCGUGCCCAUCCUUCGACAGUGGAGCAAAGCAGGGGCAAGAGCGGUCAAAUAUGGCCAGUGCUGGGUGUUUGCUGGUGUUGCUUGCACAGUGCUGCGCUGUCUGGGAAUACCUACACGCCUCAUCACCAACUUCUACUCAGCCCACGAUGUCGAUGGAAACCUCACUGUAGACUUCCUGCUGAAUGAAAGACUGGAGAGCUUUGAUGGAAGACACAGGAAAGACAGUAGCUGGAACUUCCACUGUUGGGUUGAGUCUUGGAUGAACAGAGAUGAUCUCCCCAAAGGAAAUGAUGGCUGGCAGGUUUUGGAUCCCACCCCUCAAGAACUGAGUGAUGGUGAGUUUUGCUGCGGCCCGUGUCCAGUGACAGCCAUUAAGGAGGGAAAUUUGGGAGUAAAGUAUGAUGCUCAGUUUGUGUUUGCUGAGGUCAAUGCUGACAUUAUCUACUGGAUCGUCCAAAGAGAUGGCAAAAGGCAGAAGAUCAGAGAGGACCAGGGCAGUAUAGGGAGGAACAUCAGCACCAAAAGUGUUUAUGGCGACCACAGAGAAGAUGUCACUCUGCACUACAAAUAUCCUGAAGGCUCCAAAAUGGAGAGAGAAGUGUACAAGAAGGCAGGACGGCGUGUCACAGUUCCGACCAAUGAGAGAACAGAACCAGGACAACUUCAGCUGUCAAUCAAGCAUGCUAAGCCUGUAUUUGGGACAGACUUUGAUGUGAUUGUUGAGGUGAAGAAUAACGGAGGCAGAGACGCUCAUGCUCGCCUCACCGUGCUGGCCUUGGCUGUAACUUACAAUUCUCUCUCCCGGGGGGAGUGCCAGCGACAGACAAUCAGCAUGACUGUGCCUGCUCGUAAAGCGCACAAGGAAGUUCUGCGUCUGCACUAUGACGACUAUGUGAGGUGUGUUUCCGAGCAUCAUCUGAUCAGGGUGAAAGCACUCUUAGAGGUUUCAGGGGAGAAUGAACCCAUCAUGACUGUGGCUAACAUCCCACUGAGCAUGCCUGAAGUCCUCAUACAGGUGCUUGGGAAGGCUGUUGUAUGGGAACCACUGAAAGCCAACAUCUCUUUCACCAAUCCUCUGCCAGUCCCACUAAAGGGCGGUAUUUUCACUGUGGAGGGGGCUGGCCUGCUGUCAGCCACUGAGAUUUAUGUUAAGGGUGAUAUAGGUCCAGGCCAGAAAGUGUCUGUCCAACUUUCCUUCUCACCCAUACGAACUGGAGUGAAGAAGCUCCUGGUGGACUUUGACUCGGACAGACUGAAGGAUGUGAAGGGAGUCACCACUGUGGUUGUCCACAAGAAAUACAUGUCUGUAAUUACUGGACCUAAUUGAAAUUCUUUGAACGGAUGGAAACCAGCAGUAUCUUACAUCGUGGGAUAAUAUAAUGGCAAAUGUGUGCUUUUUGUUUAAGUUCCUUCUCUCCACCUUUCAUAUUUCAUUUCGUGGACUUCUUGCCACACUGAACAUUGCACUGUUUCCAAUCCCAUUUUAGUCCAAAUAUGGAGUAUUGGAUGAAACUGGCAUUUUUUCAAACUGUUCCUGAUAUUAAUGCAUUAAUUUACGGUAUGCUUUCGAUAAAGACUUUGUAUCUAUUUAUUCUGACACUUCAUUAACACUGUAGUCUGAGAAAGGCUAUGGGUUGGCUAUCAGCAAUACUAAACUGAACAAAGUAGAAUGUAUGUAAAAAGGGACCCCUAUUGUCAGAUACACAAUUGGAAUGGAAAAUAAACUGUCUAUAAAUGUA
Molecule: messenger RNA, 2605 nt
Organism: Scatophagus argus
Lineage: Eukaryota; Metazoa; Chordata; Actinopteri; Scatophagidae
Gene: tgm2l
Product: transglutaminase 2, like
Exons: 15
Coding region: 112-2193 (693 amino acids)
Biological process (GO): peptide cross-linking
Molecular function (GO): protein-glutamine gamma-glutamyltransferase activity
Source: RefSeq, a predicted model, not a curated record